CAUUUCGAAAACCUCCCGACGUUGCAACAAUGGAUUUUCUGGUCGGCGCGGCUGCGCUGCUUGCGUUCAUCGCGAUGCCUCUGUCGCUCCACACUGUAAAUGAAGGGUAUGUGGGUGUGUACUUUCGCGGCGGGGCGUUGCUCUCGGAUGUGACGUCGCCCGGGUUCAAUUGGAAAAUGCCGUUUGUAACGUCGUGUUUCCACGUGCAAGUGACUGUUCAAACCGAUCACGUCGACAACAUUCCUUGCGGGACGAGUGGCGGCGUGCUCAUUUCAUUCGACAAGGUGGAAGUCGUGAAUCGUCUGCGCACCAAGGACGUGUACGACACGAUCAAGAACUACACGGUGCAUUACGACAAGACGUGGAUUUUCGACAAAAUUCACCACGAAAUCAAUCAAUUCUGCAGCAAGCACACGCUUCAGGAAGUGUACAUUGACUUGUUUGACACACUGGACGAAAGCCUGGCCAAAGCAUUGCAGCGCGACUGUAACGAAUGGGCACCUGGGAUCGAGAUUAUUGCCGUGCGCGUGACCAAACCCAAAAUCCCCGAGAGCAUUCGCCACAAUUACGCCGACAUGGAACUCCAAAAGACCAAGCUGCUCAUCGCCCACGAAACCCAGCGGGUGAUUGAGAAAGAGGCCGAAACGGACAAGAAGCGCGCGACGAUCGAGGCGGAGAAAGUGUCGGCCGUGAGCAAGAUCAACAUGCUCAAAGAAAUCGCGGAAAAGGAAUCGAUCCAAAAGAUUCACGCGCUUGAAGAUAUCAUGCAUGUCGACCGUGAAAAGGCAUGGGCGGAUGCAGAAUACUACAAAUCGACUCGGGAAGCUGACGCGAAUGCCGCUCGCUUGACGGAAGCAUUCCUCGAAUACACUCGGAUUUUGAGCCUAACCAACAACACCAAGAUCUGUACGUUUUGCAAUGAUCGCAUCCCUUCUCUGUUGUAUUGAUCACUCACAUUGGGUUUAUUGGUUGACGUGUCAUGUGUAGAUUUUGGGGAGAAAAUUCCGACGAUUUUCACCGCCAACAAGGAGUAGUUCAAGUUGUUUUCGUGGGGCGGUAUUAUUGUACUGGGCCGCAGUAUUCAUGCGACCCAUCCCCACGACAACAGACGCGUCCUUGGUCGCCCAUGCAUUCCACCGUGAAUAGAAUAAAAAAUCCGGUUGUCCCUUUGACUUGGUAGGGUAAUGGGUGUGUGUGACGGCGGCAUGGGAUCUGAAGCAUGGGGGGAUGCCUUGAGAUGUGUUUUGAACCCUUCAAACGUCGAGGGAGAGCCCAAAGGACGAGCAAUCCCCGUAGUCCCAGUUGCACGCGCUGGAGUAGCACACCAUGUCGCAGCGAUAAUCGCCCAGGAGUUCGGUUUCGCAUUGCUUUGCGCAUUUCGGAAGGCAAUACGAGAGGGCAGCGGAGUUGCAAAAGGGCGUGUCGUCCAGAAUGAGUUGACGGGUCGUGAGCAGUUGGGGGUUGAGAGAGGGGGGAAGGGCGGCGAUGGGGUUGGAACUCAACUCGAAUUGAACUCCUGGCAGUAGCAUGACAAAGUCGAGGGGGACGUGGUCAAAGUGAUUGGCACUGAGAUCGACCGACGUCAGCAACGACGGAGACGUUCCAGUCACGGGAUCGAUCAACGGCACGUUCGUGAGCUCGUUGCCGCGCAAUUCGAGGGACACGAGCUCUUGAAACGUGGCAAUAGACGACGGAAUCUGGGCCAGGUGGAGGUUGGACAGCGACAGCGACGACACGUUUGCCCAUGCGAUGAACACUGCGUCUGGAAUGGACGUGAUGUGCCCCCCUUCGACUCGAAGGUAGACAAUGUUCGGGGGCAAGACGGCAAACGCCUGUGGAAUGUGCUGGAGGUUGCUGCCCCGGAUGUGAAGCACCGUCAAGCUAGGGGGCCACGUCAGUCCGAUGGGGUCCAGUGGCCAGUCGGUGAUGUUGGUCAUGUACAGAAACACGGCAAAGAGCGACUGGAACGGUUGGAGGGCGGCGAUGGGGACGCCGUGGGGCAGGUCGCACCGGCGCACGUUUAGCGUAAACAACGAAGUACCAAUGUCCCUUGGGUGGAUAUACUCGUCCACGGUGGUGCCACGUAUCCCCCGCAACGCACAGUUGAGUUCAACGUGGACGCAGCUGCAGGUCAAGUCCAACCACGGAGACGUGGCUAACAUACAAUAGUCGGGGCAGGGGGUGCGGAGGAAGUUGGCGGCGCCCGCACACGCGACGAUGGUGAUGCCCCAAGCGAGAUUGGCGAUCAAAUACCAAAGCAUGUGUCGGCGGUGGCGGAAUUGCAGACUAAAACUGUCCAAGGGAAGGGCUGCUGGGGGACCGCAGACGAUCGCGGCGGGCGGGGAGUAGCGCGAGGGAUAGCGCGUGGACGGGGCCUUGGUGGUGACCGACUGCACGAGGCUCCGGAUGGAUACACAGCUCAAGCACUGGGACGCGAUCUUGCUAAAGAGGUCCGCGGGGGACGACACCAUAAUGUACCGACCUAUGAGGAGGCUCACCGUGACGAACUUGUCGUCGUUUUGAACGUGGCGGUCCAGGAUGACCAGCCGAAGCGCUUGGAAAAUGAAGAGCGCGAUGGGAAACGCCGAGUUGAGCACGAACCCCAGGGCGUUGUUGAUCAGCAGCACGAGCGACCGCCGCGCCACUGUAUGCUUUGUGAAGAGGAACCACGGCGUCACGAGGCAGUACGCGCUCACGAGCAUUGCAAAUGACAUGGCGUAUCGGCGGUCCACUAAAAAGAACGACAUGCGCCCGGCUUGGUACGACUGGCUCACGACAUCGAUCGUGUGAAACAAGGUGAGCUGGGUCGUCGGCGACAUGAUGGAGUUCAGGAACCGCCCGACUGGGCUGGCGGCGCCGCGACGUUGGAGGCAGCACACUCGACGAACAGUCCACGCCAACCCGUACACGUGCAUCAGCGACAGCAGCCCCAUGAUGGUCCCAACAAUGCCGGGGGCGUACGCCUGGACAGAUCGUAGGUCUUCUUGAUUGGCACUCUUGUACGUGACGCUGAUUGAGGCAAAGUACACGGCGGACGUGACGUGUCUUGUGAAGGCCAACACGAGGAUUGGGGUUUUGAAGAGCGUGGUCAACUGCGCUGACGUGACACUCGCACGGAGAGACGACCUUUGCAGCCUGCUCAUGUCAAUAACGCGUCUACUUUUUCGUCCUUUCGUAGCACAUG
Messenger RNA from Aphanomyces astaci, 3184 nucleotides. RefSeq lists its product as hypothetical. Gene Ontology annotation, biological process: SREBP signaling pathway. Lineage: Eukaryota; Oomycota; Saprolegniomycetes; Saprolegniales; Verrucalvaceae. The coding region runs from base 30 to 947 and encodes 305 amino acids. Gene Ontology annotation, molecular function: ubiquitin protein ligase binding; cholesterol binding. The transcript has 9 exons. Gene Ontology annotation, cellular component: endoplasmic reticulum; endoplasmic reticulum membrane. The record is from RefSeq and is a predicted model, not a curated record.